UGACAAAUUCCAACAAGUGCGUCUUUCUUUCUUUCUCUCUCCUCACUUUUUCAACUCAUUCUUUCUUUCGAGCAUCAAAAUCCAGGUGUCCACUCUCUCCUCCCACCUGGACUGCACAGUGCACGUCCCCAACACCACUCUCUCUCUCUCUCCUCUCCACUCCGCCGCGGCCGCCGCCGUCUAAGCCAAUGGCGGUGAAUGCAAAACCAACCCACCACCACUUUAUGCCACCAAUUUCCAUUGACAUGUCAUCCCUCACUCACUCCGAACUCCACUCCCUCUCUCUCCUCUCUUCCGACACCAUUUCUAAUUCCUCCUCCGCCGCCACCACCACAACAACCGCUGCCAGCUCUAAAUUCUACAUCAACCCAUCUCUCAGCACUCACCAACAAACCUACUCCCUCUCUCCUCACCCUCGCCGCCACCGUUUCUCUCUCCUCAACAAAGAACGGUUUGAAUCCAACUUGAUCGUCACCCUCCUCAAAAAACACCUCCAUUUUGACGAUUCUACCCCUGAUGAAAAACCCCCCAAAAAGAAGAGAGAGGGCGAGAAUGAGAAUGAGAAUGCGACGGUUGAGAUUGUCAACAGGAAUGGGGUGGUGGUCGACUUGGCGGCGUUGGAGGAGAGUGAAAAUGACGGUGGUCCAUUUGCGGAGGAGCUGAGGAAGAGGGCAGGGGAAAGAGUGAAGCAGGAGGAAUUGUUGGAGGUUUUGGCCGCCAUGGAAGGAGAAUGGUGUAGCAGAAGGAAGAAAAGGAGGGUGGUCGACGCUUCUUCUUUAGGCGACGCUUUGCCUGUUGGUUGGAAACUUAUCAUCGCUUUGCGACGGAAAGGCGGCCAUUUUUUCCCUUAUUGUCGCCGUUAUAUCAGUCCAACAGGAGAACAACUUCUGUCUUGUAAGGAGGUAUCUUCUUAUUUACAAUCUUACUUUGGGAUAAAUGAUGUUCAACUGGUGAGGGACAGUAGGGUUGAAUCUCAGCAACUGCAAACAGUAGAUUCAGUCAAUGAUCGUCAACUUAUGUGCAUAAAUUAUGGGGAUGGCAACUUCAUGCUGGACCUUUCGAAUUCACCUAUACAUAGUGCAUGUGCUUCUAUGGAACAUGAGAUGGAGGCUUCAAUUUUGGGCAUUGAAAAUCUACCAGAUGUUUGCGUAAGUGACCUAUAUGAAUGUCACUCAUGUAAUAUAAGUUUUGAUGAAAAGGAUAAAUAUUUGCAGCACAUGUUUACACUUCAUCAAAAGACAACAAAACGGUACACUCUUGAUUUACCCGUGGAAGAUAAAGUAGUUAUUAAAGAUGGAAAAUCUGAAACCCAGAAGAAAAAGAAGAAACGCAGAUUGGGUUCGUCCGUGUCAGAUGGAGUAAUUAUGAAAGAUGGAAAAUAUGAAUGCCAAUUUUGUCACAAAGUGUUUGAAGAAAGGCGCCGGUAUCUGGGCCAUGUGGGAAAUCACGUUAAGGGCUCUAUCAAAACCCCUAAGGAUUUACUUGAUCAACUGAAUGGCCAUACACGUGCUCUUUGCAUGGAGAGUUCACCACCCGGGAUGAGCAACUCGAGAAUGGAUGCUUUGGUUGAAGUUGCUCAAAAUUCAAUUCAGGAAAUUGGUGGCCCGGUGUUUGAGAAAGAGAUUUCCAGUGUUGAUAAUGUUGAUCAACUUAGUGUGCCUGAAAAAUCUCAAUCUACUGUUCUAAAGUCUAAAGAGAAUUCAAGUUCCUGCCAUAAUGGAUUAAAUGCGGGAAAACACUACAGUGAAGGCAACAAAAUUUCUGGAAAGUUGUAUCCUUGUAAUCUGGUUGGCCGGAUGUCAAGUGCUUGUCCUAAUGGAACUGCAACAGGAAAGGCUUUUGAGGAAGGUAAAUUGUCAUCCAUAGAACUGUAUCCACCAUGCAAUAGAGUUAAUGAGAUGUCUAUGACUAAUUCAAAUGCCAAGCACUUAGAUCCUUGCUUCAGUAAACGUGGAGGGGUGGACAUCGGUGUAGAAGAAAUUCCAUCCUUAGAAUUGAAUCCGCAGGCUAAGAUGGGAGAGAUACCGAGGACUGAUGAAAAUAUUAACGUCCCAACUGAUUGUCCUGAUGUACAUGAAAUACAAAAGGAUGCUAGAAAAGAUGAAACUCUGUCUAUGGAGAUAAAUCCACUUGCUAAAAGGAGAAAGAUGUCCACGACUGAUGGAGAGAUUAAUUGGCAGUCUUCAACCUGUAAUAUAGUAGCUUCUGAGAAGAACUCUUGCUCUGAAAUGCCGAUGACACCUGCUGCUUUAAGCAGCUUUGCUGAAAAUGUCAGAUGCAAUUCUACCACUGCUGAUGACAUGGCAUCUGCUGAUAAUCCUAAUAUCCAUGGCUUGUGGUACAAUGAGAAAGCUUCUGAUCUUGAUUCUUCUGGAAAACUUACUCAAUUGGAUGUACAUAAAGCUGAGCCCGAACUUGCACAAAAAUAUGAUUCUACUGAUCUUGUUACUGUUUCUGCUACAAAUCAUAUGUCAGACUGUGCGAUGUUGCCGCCAGUGCCUCAAAUACCAUUGAAUUCUUCGUCAACAUUUGAUGAAAUAUUUGAAAAGGCAGGACAGGAUAUAUGCAGUCUUGAUCAGAAUCUUGAAAGUGUGGGUGGUCUUGAAUACUUGAAGUUGGAUGUCAUAGAACCUCAGAUGUACAAAUACAAUGGUAUGAGUCGAGAAGAUACAAUCUCGUUCUACGAGGUUUCCAUGGAUAUGGGAAAUGAUAUUGAGUUAGGACUUGGUGUGGAUGAUGAUUCUCUAAAAUCUCAAUCAGAAUUUCCACAAGAAAUGGCUCACAGUCACAGAUGUCUGACUACAACUGUAUGUGUCUGGUGCGGGGUAGAGUUCGCUCAUGAGAUAACUGACAUUGAACCACAACCAGAUUCCGUUGGCUUCAUGUGUCCAGCUUGCAGGGCUAAGAUCUCCAAGCAAUUCAAUGAAUUGGAAAGUAACUUCUCCUUGAGUUCUCACCUCUUUUAACUGGGUUUUCCCUUCAUCUAAACCCACUGCCUUUUCUUUCUUUUCUUUUAAUUUUUUUAGUAUAGACAUUAUUGUACAGGUAGUUUGUGUUUUUACAAGAAGGCUCCCUCUUGCUUUCUAGUUAGCAAAUAAGUUAGUAAGUGUUUUGUAAUUGUGUUAGAUCUUGUUUUAGACGAUGGUUUAUAGAAAAUUAUAACCUCAUGGCUCUAUAAACUGCUCUUCUAUUUUUCA
This is a messenger RNA of Spinacia oleracea (spinach), 3197 nucleotides long. RefSeq lists its product as uncharacterized. The coding region runs from base 189 to 2966 and encodes 925 amino acids. The transcript has 4 exons. The record is from RefSeq and is a predicted model, not a curated record. Gene Ontology annotation, molecular function: DNA binding. Lineage: Eukaryota; Viridiplantae; Streptophyta; Magnoliopsida; Caryophyllales; Amaranthaceae.